Molecule: messenger RNA, 796 nt
Organism: Hydractinia symbiolongicarpus
Lineage: Eukaryota; Metazoa; Cnidaria; Hydrozoa; Anthoathecata; Hydractiniidae
Product: 60S ribosomal protein L13-like
Exons: 3
Coding region: 137-772 (211 amino acids)
Biological process (GO): translation
Cellular component (GO): ribosome; cytosolic large ribosomal subunit
Molecular function (GO): RNA binding; structural constituent of ribosome
Source: RefSeq, a predicted model, not a curated record
AAUAUCAUUGAAGUAAGCUCAGGACCUGAAAGUUCUUUAUCGUUACCGUAUAAUUUUACGGCCGUAUGAAAAACAUACGGCCCAGGUAAAUGGUAGCUUGCCCUUUUCCAUCUCGUUACUGAUUGUGCUCUGCAAAAUGAAGCACAACAACAUCUUACCUAACGGGCAUUUCCACAAAGACUGGCAGAACUAUGUGAGAACUUGGUUUAAUCAACCAGGACGUAAGAAGAGAAGAAGAGUAGCUCGUCAAAAGAAGGCUCUUGCAAUUGCCCCAAGGCCUGUCGCUGGUUCGCUGAAACCAGUUGUCCGUUGCCCAACUUUCAAAUAUAACACAAAAUUAAGAAGUGGUAGAGGUUUUUCUUUUGAAGAACUAAAGACAGCUGGAAUAUCAGUAAAGACUGCUAGAACAAUUGGUAUUAGUGUUGAUCACAGAAGAAAAAACAGAUCUACUGAAUCUUUGCAAUCCAAUGUGCAACGCUUAAAAGAAUAUAAGAGCAAGUUAAUUAUAUUCCCACGCAAACAAAGCAAACCAAAACAAGGUGAUAGUGAGCCAUCUGAACUUGCUGUUGCUGCCCAACUUCAAGGACCUGUUUUGCCUGUGAUUCAAAGAAAGCCAGAAACAAAAGCACGUGCUAUCACUGACGAAGAACGUAAAAUCAGCGUUUUUCGCACAAUGCGUGUUGCUCGUGCCAAUGCUCGUUUGGUUGGUAUUCGCGCGAAACGCGCUCGAGAGGCGGAAGCUGAUGCUACUAUGAAGGCUUCUAAAAAGUAAAUAAAUAUCGCUAAUCAGCAAAAA